UCAAUCUCGGGUAAAACCACCCCUUUACAAACAGAAGUCUCCUCACUCGGUCUCUCUGUGCACCCCCACCCCCCGAAAACCCUAACCCCAACCAUGCCGAAGCUCUCCCUCUUCCUAAUCCUGUUCCCUUUCCUCCCAUUUUUAUGCACCUCCUUCUCUCCCGAGAACCCUUCUAGUCGCCGAGUCCUCGUCUUGCUCGACGACCUCGCCCUCAAAUCGUCUCACUCAGUUUACUUCAAGUCCCUCCAGUCCCGUGGGUUCGAGCUCGAUUUCAAGCUUGCCGAUGACCCCAAGAUCGGGCUGCAGCGUUACGGCCAGUAUCUAUACGACGGCCUGAUCUUGUUUUGCCCCACGACCGAGCGUUUUGGAGGAUCCAUUGAUUUGGCUGCAAUACUGGAUUUUGUUGAUUCUGGUCAUGAUUUAAUUCUUGCGGCUGAUAAUAAUGCAUCGGAUCUAAUAAGAGAAAUUGCCACUGAGUGUGGAGUUGAUUUUGAUGAGGCUCCUGUACUUUUCCAAGGAAUUGGCCAUACUUUAAGUCCUGCCAAUAGCCUGGUGCUGAAAGUUCUCUCCGCUUCUCCUUCAGCAUAUUCUGCUAAUCCAAAUUCCAAGCUGUCAAAUCCUCCAUCACUCACUGGAUCUGCAAUCUCUUUAGUUUCUAUCCUGCAGGCUCGAAACAAUGCUCGGAUUUUGAUCUCUGGCUCAUUGGUUAUGUUCAGCAAUCGAUUCUUCAGAUCUGGGGUGCAGAAAGCUGGGACUCCGACUAAACAUGAGAAAUCGAGUAAUGAACAGUUUUUGACUGAGCUUAGCAAAUGGGUUUUCCAUGAAAGAGGACAUCUCAAGGCUGUGAAUGUACAACACCAUAAAGAUGGGGAGGCUGAUGAACCGUCCAUGUAUAGGAUCAAUGAUGACUUGGUAUAUUCUGUUGAGAUUUAUGAGUGGUCUGGUAGAAGUUGGGAACCAUAUGUAGCUGAUGACGUUCAGGUGCAGUUUUACAUGAUGAGUCCCUAUGUUCUGAAGAAUUUAUCCACUGACAAGAAGGGUCGUUAUUUUACAGCAUUCAAGGUUCCAGAUGUUUAUGGGUUUUCCAGUUCAAGGUUGAGUACCAAAGGCUUGGAUACACAAGCUUAUCCCUGUCAAAGCAGAUUCCAGUCCGGCCCUAUAGGCACAAUGAAUAUGAAAGGUUUAUACCUGCGGCUUAUCCCUAUUAUGGGGCAGCAUUUUCAAUGAUGGCAGGUUUCUUCAUAUUCACUGCGGUCCACCUGUACAACAAGUAGCUGUAGAACCAUUGCAUAUGGAGAAAAUGUACCAUUGGGAUUGAGGGCCCAAUUUUUGGAUUGGAAAUUUUGAUCCAGCAAUGAAUGAGUCACGUGGAAUGUUUAUUAUAUAAUGGACACAUAAGCUGAUAGUUGGUCAAAGAAAAUGCAAUUUGCCAUCA
Molecule: messenger RNA, 1435 nt
Organism: Juglans microcarpa x Juglans regia
Lineage: Eukaryota; Viridiplantae; Streptophyta; Magnoliopsida; Fagales; Juglandaceae
Product: dolichyl-diphosphooligosaccharide--protein glycosyltransferase 48 kDa subunit-like
Exons: 12
Coding region: 94-1227 (377 amino acids)
Cellular component (GO): endoplasmic reticulum membrane; oligosaccharyltransferase complex
Source: RefSeq, a predicted model, not a curated record